GCCGCACUCCUAUUAUUUUACAACCUACAAACCAAAGAGCAAGUAACCCAGAUUCUGAGAAAGGCAAAAAUGAGAGGGAAAUCAAUUCUUCGCCCAUUUCUUACCUGUCGAACUUUCAGUGUCCGCUCUGUUUCUUCUUCUUCUUCUUCUUCUCGGAUUCUUUUUAAUCAGAGUUACAUAAUGUCAACCCCCCAGGCAAAUUCUUCAAUCCCUAAAACCCCAUUUCCAGUUUGGACCCCUAAAAACCUUAAUCUCUCCCGACCCUUCUCGGACUCUUCUCCUGAUUUUUUCAAACCAUCCUUCAUGGAAACCGAACCGGUGCCGGUUCCAGAGAAUGUUGUCCCCGUUAAGUCAGAAGGAGAGUUUGAUGCUGCACUUAGCAAAGCUAAAGACGAAUCUGUGCCGGCUGUUUUCUAUUUCACUGCUACAUGGUGUGCACCAUGCCGAUUCAUUGGUCCUGUCAUGGACGAGUUGGCUCGGAGAACUCCUGAAGUAACAGUUUAUAAGAUGGAUAUCGAUGAGGAAGGCCUUGCAAGAAAACUGGAAAAGCUAAAGAUUACAGCUGUGCCAACUGUUCAAUACUUUAAAGAAGGCAAACAGGAGGUUGAAGUUGUUGGUGGUGAUGCUACACGCAUAAUUCAAACAAUGAAGAAACUUUACAACAUGAGGUAUCCAAAGACAGAUGAUUCAAAGCAAGAUGCUACUUCAGGGGAAGAGGUAAAUGAAAAAAAUUGAUGCUUGAUGAUGAUUACGGAGCCUUUCUCAAGCUAUAUCAAAGAAGGGAAAUAAAGGGUUUUAGGAUUUCCUUUUGUGAAGUGACUGUAAGACUUGGUGUCGGAGAGUAGUCUUCUCUCAUCAUUCUCACUAUAGGUGAGCUUUACAUAUCGAGCACAGAGUUUGGUUGAUUAAAAUUAUAACUUGAGGAGGAAAGUUAGGAUCUUUUUAUGGAAUGUGCAGUUUGAUUUGGCAAUAACUUAUAAAAUUCUAAAACGUAGACAAUUUUUAAGGUAA
Messenger RNA from Gossypium raimondii (Peruvian cotton), 1011 nucleotides. Its product is annotated as thioredoxin O1, mitochondrial. NCBI's taxonomy places the organism in Eukaryota, Viridiplantae, Streptophyta, Magnoliopsida, Malvales, Malvaceae. The coding region runs from base 70 to 735 and encodes 221 amino acids. The transcript has 6 exons. The record is from RefSeq and is a predicted model, not a curated record.